AAGACCACUAAUAAUAUCAUCUUACUUGCUCCAUACCAUACCAUUCCUUAGAGAUCUCUAAAAUGGCUUUUUCUCUCUCAAAAGUUCAACUUCUUCCCUUCACUAAAAAUCAUAAAAAUUCAUUUUUGUCUCAAAAUUCUUUUCUUAAGGAUAUUUCUAUGCAAAAAUAUCUGACAGAAAGGUCACAAGUUCGAAUUCUAAAAAAUAAGCCAACUUCAAUACAAGUUUUAUCAAGAGAAAAUGAUGCAUUGACUUCUAAUACUAUUGAGCCUUGGAGAGAAAAUGGAAUCGAGAAGGAAGGUAUUGAGAAAGAGUUAGUGGAUCAUUGGAGGGAGAUUCUUGGAGAGAAUGAUUGGGUUGGGCUACUUGACCCGAUGGAUAAACUUCUUCGGGCCGAGUUGAUCCGAUAUGGGGAAAUGGCCCAAGCUUGUUAUGAUGGGUUUGACUUUGAUCCUUUUUCAAAGUAUUGUGGGAGUUGUAAAUACCCCAGGGAAAUGUUCUUUAAGGGCUUAGAAAUGGAGGGUCAUGGCUAUGAAGUGACUCGUUAUUUGUAUGCCACGUCCAAUAUUAACUUGCCCAACUUUUUUAGGAACUCCAGGUGGCCUAAGGUUUGGUCAAAAAAUGCUAAUUGGAUUGGUUAUGUGGCUAUAUCUAAUGAUGAGACGUCCAAAAAAUUGGGCCGUAGGGACAUCAUUAUUUCAUGGAGGGGAACCGUGACCCGACUUGAAUGGAUCCAUGAUCUAAUGGACUUCCUAAGGUCCGUCUCGGACGAGCAGAUCCCAUGUCCGGACCGAAAUGUUAAAGCUGAAGCCGGGUUUUUAGAUCUUUAUACCGAUAAGGAUAAGAAUUGUCGGUAUUGCAAGUUCUCAGCUCGAGAGCAAAUUCUAUCAGAGGUCAAACGUCUUUGUGAAUUGUACCACAAUGAGGAAAUUAGUGUAACUGUAACGGGCCAUAGCUUGGGUAGUGCCCUAGCAAUAUUAAGUGCUUACGAUAUAGCUGAGACAGGCCUUAACAUAGGCCCGAACAACCAAGCCAGACCUAUAUGUGUGUUCUCAUUCUCAGGCCCACGAGUUGGGAAUGAAAGGUUUAAGGAGAGGUUAGACGAGUUAGGGGUGAAAGUUCUGCGAUUAGUAAAUGUGCACGAUAUGGUGCCUAAGGCACCAGGGUUAGUGUUUAAUGAACACUCCCCAAUGGAGUGGAUGAAAAUAGCCAAAGGAUUACCUUGGAGUUAUUAUCAUGUAGGGGUGGAGCUUGCUUUGGAUCACAAAAAUUCCCCAUUUCUUAAAGACACCAAUGACCCAACUUGUUCACACAAUUUGGAGGCUCUUUUGCAUCUUCUUGAUGGGUAUCAUGGAAAAGGGAAAAGGUUUCACUUAACAAUUGGAAGAGACAUAGCAUUAGUGAAUAAAGCAUGUGAUUUCUUGAAGGAUCAUUAUCAAAUCCCUCCUUUUUGGAGACAAGAUGCUAAUAGAGGAAUGGUGAGGAGUAAGGAUGGCCGUUGGAUCCAAGCGGAGCGAGCAAUUCUUGAUGAUCAUCCUGAUUGUAUUAAUCAUCAUCUUACACAAUUGGGACUUAACCAUAAUCACUAAAUUCUCCCUUCUAAAUAUCAUGUACAAAAUAUUUAUAAGCUAAUUUGAUUGAACGGUCAUGGAUUUUGAACUCCUUGGUCGAGUAUAAGGAGGGAUUUAGUACACUGGUGAAAGUUUGGUUUUGGUUUGAAUUCCAUACAAAUUCAAAUCAAAUUGAAUAAAAUUUGGUUUUGAUGUUUUCAGUCUAAAUCCAAAUUGAACCGAAUUGAAAUUUAAAAUACCAAUCCAAAUUGAACCGAAUAGAUCGAAUCGCACCAAUUUAUAUAUUUUGC
Messenger RNA from Amaranthus tricolor (Joseph's coat), 1861 nucleotides. Its product is annotated as phospholipase A1-Igamma2, chloroplastic-like. NCBI's taxonomy places the organism in Eukaryota, Viridiplantae, Streptophyta, Magnoliopsida, Caryophyllales, Amaranthaceae. The record is from RefSeq and is a predicted model, not a curated record. Bases 63 to 1589 code for a protein of 508 amino acids. The transcript has 2 exons. Gene Ontology annotation, molecular function: glycerophospholipase activity. Gene Ontology annotation, biological process: lipid metabolic process.